AUGAUUGACAGCAAUGCGAUGGAUGUCAAGCCUUACGACGCAGAUCCGGAGCACAACCUCUGCGGACGCCGGCACAACCCCACGGGCGCUUCUUGCGCCGCGACGGGUGGGCCGAAGGACCUUUCGGAGUGCUUUCGCUGGUUCUGGGACCUUUGGAGCAAAGAGCAGAAGCCUUGGGUCGAGCAGAAGCUUCAAGCGUCUGACGCCGACUGGCAGAUCAUAGUAACUCACUUCCAAUGUGGCACACAGGCAGAAUGGUUCAAGCGACUACGCCAAAAGUUUGGCCUCGAUCUGCUGGUAACUGGGCACACGCAUACGCAGCAAGUCUUCCACAACUCCGGCUUGCUUGGGGGCAUGACCUGCUUCAUUACUGGAGGUGGUGGAGGCAUUGUCUCGGAGGGUGACGCAACUCCCUACAGGAGCAGUCAGUAUGGAGACACCCUGGACAUUGUGCCGCCUCUGCAACCAGGAUUUCAAUUGCUCGGCGAUUGA
This is a messenger RNA of Symbiodinium necroappetens, 492 nucleotides long. NCBI's taxonomy places the organism in Eukaryota, Dinophyceae, Suessiales, Symbiodiniaceae. The record is from the annotation of a GenBank genome assembly.